Rhipicephalus microplus (southern cattle tick) is the source of this 1011-nucleotide messenger RNA. RefSeq lists its product as uncharacterized. Lineage: Eukaryota; Metazoa; Arthropoda; Arachnida; Ixodida; Ixodidae. The record is from RefSeq and is a predicted model, not a curated record.
CCUUCGACUGCCGAGCACAGAUCACCGCAGCUACACUACACUCAUCAUGAAGCUGUCUACACUCGUCGCCACCGCCUUCCUGGCCUUCCUUGUCGUCCAGUCUGCUAACGGCAUGUUCCUGACCAGCUUGGCCCUGCUGCCUGUUUCGGCGGUCACGAGCAUCGGCGGUGUUGCCGGCCUCAAGCUCGCCAUCGCCAUGAAGCUCCUCGACAGGCUCGGCUGGUUUAAAGUUAGUCGCUACGGAGUUGGUCUGCGAGCCGGCAUCGAAAGCAACAAGCUGCCCGACCGUGUCGUGCCACGCCCCGACCCAAAGGGCUUCUUCUCCGGUCCAACAAUCUCCGUACCAAUUGCGGCGUUGCCGUACUUAAUCGGGGGUGCCAGGCAAAAGCCGCUGUCCCUUCGGCUGCCCGUCAAGGAUUUCAAAAUGCUCGCCAACGCCACGACCAACUUCGAUUCACCCAAGGUGAAGUUUUCGUCCAGCGGAUCUGCUAGCGUCAAAGGCGACAAGGCCACCGUACUGAAAGCAUCUUCGGCUCUGAAGAGCCCAUUCGUCAACGUGGAAGGGAAACACGCUGCAACUAUUCGAGGUCGCCGAAGCAGCAUCGAAACCGACCCGAACGUGAUCAAGAACGCUAUCGGCCUGGUCCGCGAACUCGACACGAACCACUGCAUUCUACGCCUCUCCUGCGAGGUCAGCGCGGACCCCGCUUCCUACGGCCGCUACGGCCACCGUGUAGCUUCCUUCAUGCGCCGUCUCGGACCCGUCGGCAAGGACUCCGCCUUCGUGGACUUUGAGAAGGCCUACCACAGGGGCCGGUUCAGCGGCAUUCCUGCCUGCAUCCAGGCGUACUCCUCCUGCAAGGUGGACCUCCGCGCUAUGGUGGCCUUCGUACAGUCGUCGUGAGACGCUUCAUUUUAACAUGCGACCUGUGAUCUGUAAAUAUUUUAAUAGCAUGACGCGACUGUCGCCACCUCUGUAAAUAGCUAGAAAUAAAGCGGUUGGCAAGGAUA